This is a messenger RNA of Cannabis sativa, 733 nucleotides long. RefSeq lists its product as uncharacterized. The record is from RefSeq and is a predicted model, not a curated record. Bases 187 to 471 code for a protein of 94 amino acids. The transcript is spliced from 3 exons. NCBI's taxonomy places the organism in Eukaryota, Viridiplantae, Streptophyta, Magnoliopsida, Rosales, Cannabaceae.
CCAAAUUCCAUCUUCCAAAAGGGUUGAAGCUUCUUUCAGAGUUUGCGACCUUAGAGCAAAGAAGGUGGUUCUUCCAGUCACAUUCUGUAUUCCUAUCUAAUUCAAUUCUAGAUUUUUACUUUGACACAAGUGUUGCUGCGGUUGUUUUCUCAAUCAGUAUAAUAUUGUUCAAUAAGGAGGUGAGGAAUGGGGUUCAUAAUGGAAUUUGCUGAGAAUUUGGUACUGAAGUUGAUGGAGGACCCAAAAGAAAGGGAUCGGAAAUUCAGGGAACAUGUAUAUGCGGUCAAGGACCGGUGCGGUAAGACCAAGGAGAUGUGGAGCUACCCUCUUCGUCCGUACGGGUUUUGGACCUUCGAACGUCACAACGCUCAGCUCCGUUGGGAUGCUCAGAUUAGCCAGGUUCCUGGUCGUAGGGACCCCUAUGAUGACGUCCUUCAACAGAGCUACAAAAUCGACACCAGGUCCAAAUGAGAUAAAUGAGAUCUCUAUACUGGACGAUGGGAAGGGGCAUAUAUAUAUGGUGUUUUUCUUUGAGGUUUUCAUGUCAUGUAUGGAGCUGUAAGAUUUUAUUGAUUCAAUAAGCAUUGUGCAUUCAGUUCUCACGGAAUAUUUUCUUCCCGUGUAAUGUAAUGUUGACAAACAAGUAUUUUGAGUUUGCAUUCCUUUUCCAAAGUAUAUGAUCUUUCAAAGAAACGAUUUCUUGGAAUGCAAUUGGUUGGUUUCUGCUUUUCUA